UGAAUGCACGUGUUUUAUGGUCCGUGGACAACAUGGCUGCGCAGUGGUCAGAGGUAGAGCGGGCGGAGAAGGAGAAGCGGCGGGAGCUGGUGCUGCAGGGAGCGGACGAGCGGCUCCGGCAGUGUGAUGGCCACUUACCGCCCGCUCUCUUCUCCCUCACUCUCCUCAAUUACUUGGAGGUGAGCGGAUGCUCCGAGCUGCGGGAGCUCCCGGCUGAUCUGGGCCUCCUCUCCCACUUGCAGAGCCUGAUCCUGUGCAAGAACAAGCUGCGGAGCCUCCCCCGGAACCUGGAGCAGCUGCGCGGCCUGAAGGUGCUGGACGUGUCGGGGAAUGAGCUGGAGGAGCUGCCGGCCGAGCUGUGUAACCUGCCGGAGCUGUGCACGCUGAACGUCAGCUGGAACCGGCUGCGGGAGCUGCCCCCGGGCCUGGAGCGCUGCACCAAGCUGGCGGGGCUCAACCUGUCCCGGAACCUGGUCACCCGCCUCCCUGCCGGCCUCAUGAGCCCCCAGCUGACCCUGCUGGCCUCCAUCACUGCGGCCGACAACCAGCUGCAGGAGCUGGGAGGGGAGAUCGGCCACCUGUCAGGGCUGAAGAGUCUGGACCUCUCCAAUAACCAGCUGACGGAGAUCCCACCGGAACUGGCGGACUGCACCAAGCUGAAGGAGAUCAACUUCAAGGGCAACAAACUGAAAGAUAAACGGCUGGAGAAGAUGGUGAAUGGCUGCCAGACCAAAUCCAUACUGGAGUAUCUGAGAGUCGGAGGCCGUGGAGGGGGAAAAGGGAAAUCCAAAAUCGAGAAUGCAGUAAAAGAGGAGGUGAAGGACAAGAAGAAGAAGCAGAGGAAACAGAAAAAGGACAGUGGAGGAGAUGAUGAGGACGAGGAGGUGGGAGACAUGAAUAGGAUGAUGCUGAGGAUCCUUCACAUAUCUGAGAACCCUGCAGCCCUCAUAGUCAAUGUCAGUGCCAACGUGAAGGAUGUGCGGCCGUAUAUCGUGUGCUGUGUGGUCAAAGGGAUGAACCUGAAGCCUGGAAACUCCCUGAAACGGUUCCUCACAGCACAGACCAAACUCCAUGAAGACCUGUGUGAUAAGAGGACAUUGGCAACUAUCGCCACCCACGACCUGCAUCUAGUGAAGGGACCCUUAUUGUAUGACGCUAGACCUCCGAAAGAGUUCACGAUUGUGCCGUUGAACCGCAAAGAAAUAAACGCCAAGGAGCUUGUCCGGCAGCUGCAGCUCGAGGCCGAUGAGCAGAGGAAACAGAAGAAACGUCAGAACGUAUCUGGACUUCACAGGUACCUUCGUUUAUUGGAUGGUAAAGAGUAUUACCCAUGCUUGGUAGAUGCUGAGAAUGCAGUGAUCUCCUUCCCACCAAUCACAAAUAGUGACAAGACCAAGGUCCGUAAAUCCACCCGGGACCUUCUUCUUGAGGUGACUAGUUCCAGCAGCUUGCAGAUCUGUAAGGAAGUCAUGGAUGCCCUCAUUGCUAAAAUGGCAGAGCUGAAUAAAUUCACCCUGGAGAACAAAGAGGAAGAAGUCACGUCAGACACAGAACCCGACGAAGGUGUCACCCCUCAAAAACCAGUGGCCGAGCCAACCCCAGAAGUGGAGGGCAGCUCCGAGCUUGUAUUGGAGCAGGUGCGGGUGGCUGAUGCAGACGGGAACCUCAAAGUUUUAUACCCUUCAAAAACUGACCUAAACCUGAGUUUGUCUUUCUCGGUCAUGCGUUAGAAGCGUUGUUUUGUUAGGAACAAUUAUGUAACUUAUUUUUACUGACUUUUUUAUGUUUUUUCUCUUGUGUUACCUCCGCUUUAGAGACUCCAUACCCAUAGUGUAAUCAGUAAUAACAUUGUACAGCCUGUUUAUUCCUCGUCUUGAAUCUUCCUCUGUAGUGGAUUCAGGAUCCCUAGAAAUCACUUAAAGGGGUUGGUGGUUCUCUAGAACAGGGAUCAGAAACCUCCAACACUACAGUUGUUCUGAAACUACAACUCCCAGAAUCCUCCUUUCUCUUCUAUGGGAGUUACAAGAAUAGCCAAG
Bufo bufo (common toad) is the source of this 2036-nucleotide messenger RNA. It is a transcript of the gene LRRC47, whose product is annotated as leucine rich repeat containing 47. The record is from RefSeq and is a predicted model, not a curated record. The transcript is spliced from 7 exons. NCBI's taxonomy places the organism in Eukaryota, Metazoa, Chordata, Amphibia, Anura, Bufonidae. Gene Ontology annotation, biological process: phenylalanyl-tRNA aminoacylation. Gene Ontology annotation, molecular function: phenylalanine-tRNA ligase activity; protein binding; RNA binding. Bases 33 to 1730 code for a protein of 565 amino acids.